UACCAAACUCUCCAGCACAGCACAUCAAGAAUCAUGGGAGUUAAUCUAAUUACCAGAGGAUAUUAAUGAGUACUUCCUUUAAACUAGAAGAGUAGAAGGACUUGCUGCCAUUUUAUCCCCAUGUUCAGAAAAGCUCAGCACCUCCUUGGACAGUUAGCCUGCCUUUCUUCCUUAAAUCAGGACUGAGACACACUGAGCAUGGCAGGCACCUCUUGAUGGUUAACCGGUUCAACAACAUCGGUGUGAACAGAAUUAUUAAAAGACAAACACAUCCACCAGUUCUGUUCUGCAACACGAUUACUGCAAUAUCCUGCUUUUAAGAUGGGUUCUUCAGAGAAUAGGAAGUAAACUGAUAAGACAAGCACACAGCUUCUUGGUUCAGACAAAGCACACUAAAUAGACACCCCGUUAUCGAAAUCACAGCUCAACAUGGCUGAGGAGGAAAGCGACGAGUACAAUUUUAGCAUGUGGUACCAUUUGGUCCUGUGGUUAAUCGUCAUCUUUAUAUGGUGGAGAUGGAGAGAUGGGGAGAAUUUAGAUGACGUGGAUCCCCAAGGGAAAUACAUAUUCAUCACUGGUUGUGACUCUGGAUUUGGGAAACUGGCAGCUAUGACCUUUGAUAGGCGAGGAUUUCAAGUGAUUGCUGGUUGCCUAACUGAAGGGGCAAAGGAGCUGAAAGAGGAAUCGUCGGCUAACCUCCAAACAAUGCAGCUGGAUGUGACAAACUCAGAAAACAUCAAGCAAGUAGCAGAACAAGUUAAGAAAGAAGUAGGACAACGGGGUCUCUGGGGCCUUAUCAAUAAUGCUGGCGUCAUGGGACCAUCAGCCCCCACCGAUUGGCUGAGGAUUGAGCACUUUAGAGCUCCCAUUGAAAUCAACCUGAUUGGCCUCAUAAACGUUACAUUAAACAUGCUUCCGUUGGUGAAGAAAGCCAAAGGAAGAAUAGUAAACGUAACCAGCGUUGGUGGUAUUCUGGCAAUAUGUUCAGGGGGUUAUUGUCCAUCCAAAUACGGAGCAGAAGCCUUUACCAACAAUUUAAGACAGGAUAUGAAGCCCUUUGGAGUGAAAGUGUCCUGUAUUCAACCUGGCUUGUUCAAAACAGCUCUCUCUGAUAGAGUCCGGGUCGUAAAAGAAAAAGUGGCCAUAUGGAAUAGCCUUCCUUCCAUCAUCCAACGGCAGUAUGGUGAACAUUACCUCAAGGAAGACGCAAUAAAGAAAGAAAAAUUAGUCAAGCUGUGCCAGAAUUCAGACCUGUCACUGGUUGUGAGGUGCAUGGAACAUGCCCUAAUGAGCAAACAUCCAAAGGCUUAUUACACCGUAGGCACAGAUGCUAAAUUCUUGUGGAUUCCUCUCUCAAAGUUGCCCACCUGUAUCCAGGACUACAUGCUCAUGAAGAACAAAGUUAAGCUAUUUAAUCCCAACUCAGAAUAAGAUCUCCUCCUUUGUUUCCUUGGCAUUUCCAAGAGAACCCCAACCUGUUGGCUCAGGCCAAGAACUGACUAAUCGGUUACCAUUGUUUGUUACCCAGUAACAAAGUACCAAUUCACGUACAGGCUUCAAAAGCUGUGCUUGCUUAAAUAAUGAAGAUAAAUACUCCAAUGUUCAGGCAAACAAA
Pantherophis guttatus is the source of this 1615-nucleotide messenger RNA. It is a transcript of the gene DHRS9, whose product is annotated as dehydrogenase/reductase 9. NCBI's taxonomy places the organism in Eukaryota, Metazoa, Chordata, Lepidosauria, Squamata, Colubridae. Gene Ontology annotation, cellular component: intracellular membrane-bounded organelle. Gene Ontology annotation, molecular function: oxidoreductase activity. Gene Ontology annotation, biological process: steroid metabolic process. The record is from RefSeq and is a predicted model, not a curated record.